AUGAGUCCCAGUUUUAGCACUCGAGGAAAAAUCGAUACACCAAAGCUCCCUUCGGAUUGUAUUGAGGAAAUUUUAAAAAGUCUUGAUAAAGAAAACGAUCGAACGUCGCUUUAUUCUUGGACAUUAGUGAAUCGAUCCUGGUGUAAAAUAGCCGUCUCAUUAUUAUGGGGUCACCCGUUCACCGACAUGAAAUUUGGUGAUGAUCAUGAAACGGGACAUUUGCUUAUCAGAACGUAUAUUUCUUGUCUAUCUGAUGAUGCGAGGCAAAAGUUAAUCGAUGAAGGUCAUAAUAUCAAGGUGGCCAAGACGUUAUUCGAUUAUCCCUCCUAUUUAAAAGAACUUCAUGUUGGACACGUACAAUCCUCAAUUGGUCAAUGGUGGGAAAAAUCAACCGAUUACAUGUUAAAGCAAAAGGCUCAAUUUCAAACCGUUGUAUCCUUGAUCUUGGAAAUGUUAUUUAACAAAUGUAAUGGAUUAAAAAAGUUGGAUUGCGAAUUACAACAAUUUUAUUAUAGUAGCGCCGAUUUCAUUUCUUUUGCCGGGACUCAAAAGGCCAUCUCGCGUUUAAAUGAACUUCGAAUCGAUUGUUCAAGCGUGGAUCAAGGUCACCUGUUUGACUUGUUAACUUUGAUCAUCAACGAUUCGCAAUACAUCAAUCACAUCGUUAUCACCCCUCAUCAUGAUGGCCCAUUGGCUCAACAGAUUCCAAGGUUAAUCGAAUCUCAAAACAAUUUAACAAGUUUCACCAUGAAUUCUACUUUGAUCGGUUCAUUUGAUCCUUCCAGAUCCGCUUCAAUUUUUUCUUCACUCACGAGUCAAUUGAAUUCAUUAACGAUUUUGGACUUUCGAAAGAUUUACAUUGACGGGAAUUCUCUUGAAAUUUUAACAAAAUGUUCGAACCUAAAAAGUUUAAAAUUUGUUAAUUGUUAUCAAGAACAAGACAUAAUGGUAUCGGAAUCAUCAUGUAAAUCAUCAAGUCAUCUUAAGAUCAACAGGUUGACCUUAAACAGUGAAAGAUCUCGAGAAACUUUCCUCACACCAAAGACUUGUACCACCAUUAUAAUGAUGUCAAAGAAUCAUUUAAAAGAAUUAGCAAUUGAUUUUUCCACUCCGGAAUUAUUGCAAUUCAUUCAUACACAACUUCCGGAUUUAACAUCAUUGGCGAUCAGAACGAUUCCUCCAUUACAUCAACUUGAAUGGAUGUCUCAUUCGAACUCACUUUCACAUUUGGCCUUAAGCGAUGUGGAUGUUAACAGUUGUUUGUUUUCAAUUACAAUUUGUCAACAAAUCGGUCGACUAUUACCUAAAAACCUUAAACAUCUACAGUUAGAGAGUAGGUUUAAUAUCGCUCCCGAAUCUUUAACCGGUUUAUUAGAACGAUCCGUCGCUAGGUUAGAAAUCCUAAGUUUAGAUGUGGAAAAAUUUGAUGAUACUUUGCUUGAGGUCGUCGGUGAUUAUGCAAGGGAUACCGGAAAAGUUCUGAAAGAAUUAAGAAUUUGUAAGGAUACUAGGAUCGAAUUUGAUCAUACUUUAUGUAAGAAAUUAUUAAAUGUUAUACCUUCCAUCAACCUAAAUUAUGAAGAUCCUUGGCCCGUCUUAAUUG
Molecule: messenger RNA, 1603 nt
Organism: Funneliformis mosseae
Lineage: Eukaryota; Fungi; Glomeromycota; Glomeromycetes; Glomerales; Glomeraceae
Source: the annotation of a GenBank genome assembly